AUGAUUUUAUUCAACGAUUUGAUUAUCGGUGAUCAAAUAAAAAUUGGAAUAAUAAAUAAUGUAUCAUUGAAUGUUCCUCAAUGGAGUACUCGUUCCCUAUUCUAUCCCGUGUUAAAUGGAACAUGUGAGGAAUGUUUAUGUGCUGUAGUAACUAAUUCAUCUGCUUUGAACUCAAUCGUCUUGAAUGAUAUUGGUUCAUUUAAUUGUUUUCUGAACAAUCAAACGUGCCAAUUUUUUUCAAAAUCAACUUUUUAUCAAUUUUGGCUUAGUAAUGAUAAUGAUACGGACUAUUACAUAUUUCAGUUACCAACAACAUUGAAUGAAUCUGAUCUACUUGCGUGGCAUUCAUUCGAUAAUGGAUCAUACAAUGAUUCAAGUGGAAAUCAACUUAAUGCGAUUGAAGUUGUUGACGUCUCACCAGCAGUUGGACGGAUCAAUGAUGCAGUGAAUUUUUCUUUAAAUACAUCAUUAUAUAAAAUAGGAGGUUUUAUCCGUUUAGGUCAAUCGGAACAACCAUACUCUGUGGCACUAUGGGUACGACCAAAGAUCCUGCAAGAAGCACCUCUUGUACAUCUUUCUGCGCAAAGUGAUGGUCAAGGAUGGUGUAUUGAUAUGUUAGGUUUUCUUGUUGAUGGUCAAACUGUCGCUCGUUGUUGGCAACUAUCACCAGUUAUUGUCAAUGGUUUAGUGUUACCGAUUGAUGUUUGGACUCAUGUAACAACAACAUAUUCUCCAACAAUUGGUCUUCAAAUCUAUAUCAAUGGAACAUUAAUAAAUCAGUCGUCACCAUUUUCUUAUUCAGCAUCAGAUCAAAAUAAUUAUAUAACACUUGCUAAUUCUUUGUUAGCUCAAUCUGGUUCUGCAUGUGCUUCAAGUAUGAUUGCGCAAUCAGGAGUAUUCCACGGGUUAAUUGAUGAACUACGCAUUUAUACUAAAGCAUUAUCACAAGAUGAUAUUGAUGCUCUUGCUAAUCCUUAA
Molecule: messenger RNA, 978 nt
Organism: Adineta steineri
Lineage: Eukaryota; Metazoa; Rotifera; Eurotatoria; Adinetida; Adinetidae
Source: the annotation of a GenBank genome assembly